AUGGGGGCGGUGUUCCAUCCACAUCAGCAGUUUACUCAGUCAAACGAUACAAUACUACCAAGCUUUGAACGUAGCAACCCGCAACCGUUGCAGCCCCAACCGACCAACUCUUCGAAAUACUAUAGCCCAAACGCCCCAUCUUCAUCUCCCAGGGGUCAAAAGAGAUCCAUCGGGCUCGCAUCUAAACCACAGAUAGACAGACCGAACUCGUUCUCACUAAACCUGGCUCCCAGUACAUCCGGUUCCACUGGGCAGAGCAGUCCUGCAUACUGGCCUGGUGUCCCAUCUCUUCCCUUCAACGCUGGUCGUAAUAUCCCCCCAUCAACAGCUGCAGACGGCUUGCCACAGUACAGCCCGAUAUCCCCAUACCCGCCUUCCUCAGGGACCUCGCAAACGCCAAUUUCACAAUUACAACAGCAUUCGCAGUCACAAGACUCUCAGCAGCAUCCUUCCAACCAAGUCGAUCAACACCAGUCACAACAACACUCGUCCCAAACAAUGGCACAAACGUUAAUGGAUUCUCAGGCAAAUCCUGGCCAUAUAUCAUCUCAGGCUUCCCAGCAGCAAUCGCCGCUGGAUCCAUAUGGACAUCGUUUCCGUUACCCAGGCCCACAACAAUCGCCUCUUCCACAACACCCUUCCAGUUUCCAACCUUAUCCAGGUGCCUCAAUGUCCAUGAGCCAGACUUCCGUCAGCGACAGCUCCCAGAGACUUGGCGUGCCGGUACAAGUUCCAGUCGAAGGCCAGCAACCCCUCCCCCAAUACACUCGGCCAUAUCCUUCAUACAACCUUCCAGCCAUGAAUGGCCCCGUGAUGAGUAAUGUCCAUCACCCAUCUAGCCAGAUGGCUCUGAUAGGCUCUAUGCAGCCUAACAUCCUUCCUACAUUCAACAGUGGACAUGCUGCUAGCUUACAACAAAUGUAUACGCAUCAGCAUCCACAAGCUCACCAUAUGCAUGGACUUGGACCCCCAGGCCCUCAAAAUGAUAGACCAUUCAGAUGUGACACUUGCCAGCAGAGUUUUAACCGAAAUCAUGACCUAAAACGACAUAAGCGCAUUCACCUGGCUGUUAAGCCUUUCCCCUGCAACCAUUGUGACAAAAGCUUUUCGAGAAAGGAUGCUCUUAAGGUAUGCUUUACUAUAUCCUUGCAAUUUUUCUUCCUUCUUGAGUUAUAA
This is a messenger RNA of Trichophyton rubrum CBS 118892, 1176 nucleotides long. RefSeq lists its product as uncharacterized. The coding region runs from base 1 to 1176 and encodes 391 amino acids. The record is from RefSeq and is a predicted model, not a curated record. NCBI's taxonomy places the organism in Eukaryota, Fungi, Ascomycota, Eurotiomycetes, Onygenales, Arthrodermataceae. The transcript is spliced from 2 exons.